UUAUCACACGGAACGAUCUUUUGGUCAUAUCUUGUUAGUUGGUAGUAGAAGAACAUUUCUUUUUACCUUGGUUAGCUGUGAUUUGGAGAAAUCUGUUGAGCAUGUGAGUCUGUCAAGGAGAACCUAGCAGAAAAUACGCAACAACCUUUUAAGGAAACUCCAUAUAAUUCGAAAGGCAACACAUAUACGUUGACCACUUACAAAUCAGUUCCAUCGCCUGUCACGAGCACAUCGUCCACAGAUAAUGAUGGGAAGCAUUUGGAGAAAUGCAAAUCCUUGAUGAACGCUUCGUUUUUACAAUACUCUCGUGGUAGUCUAUUGCUUAUAAGUAAAUACAUAACCACUACCAAAGUUAAACGGGGUAAUCAUUCGCCUAUAAUUAUCGAUUGUUGCGUGAUUGAAUUGGAAGCACGCCUGAAACGUCUUAAGAUAUGGAGGAGUUCCGAUUACAUGAUAUCGCAAAAUUUAGUUUCUCUAUAUUUAUUUAAAGUAGAUAAAUGUCUUGUAUACUACUUUAAGGAUCCUGCUAUUAUAAGCAACGUCCCAUUGGUAGCGGACGUCUACAACCUAAUAAGUGGUCCGAUAUUUAUUAUAUGGCAUCUCAACAUUAUAAUAACAACAAUUCAGCAGAGACGAAAUAGCGAUUUGGUAUCAACGGAUGGAAAUGAGAGCGAAGAAAAAUCGUCUUUUAAGGAUAGACAUGAUAUUGUCACCAAAAACUAUGUGAAACCAGUAAUGUCCGGAUUUUUAUUUGUAUUUAGCUUGAAAUACUAAAAGUAUCGGUUUCGAUGAUGACCGAUCGAGAAAGUUUAUUGUCGG
Glossina fuscipes is the source of this 819-nucleotide messenger RNA. RefSeq lists its product as uncharacterized. The transcript is spliced from 2 exons. NCBI's taxonomy places the organism in Eukaryota, Metazoa, Arthropoda, Insecta, Diptera, Glossinidae. The coding region runs from base 280 to 774 and encodes 164 amino acids. The record is from RefSeq and is a predicted model, not a curated record.